UUUCAAUCUUGGCACCUGCCAAUGCCAAAAUACCAAGGAAGGAGAAAAAGUUUAAUUAAUCAGUGAUCACUCAGUGACCUAGUGUAAAAAUGUUGAGAUCUGCGAUUUUAGUAGAAAACGUCUUUAAAAACGGUUCCAAGGUACUUGGACCCGUUUCGAACGGACGAUGGCAACCACAGCAGCAACAAACCAGAAAUCUAAAUGUCCAUGAACACAUCAGCUACACUCUGCUAAAAGAUGCUGGUAUUACAGUUCCAAAUUUCGGCGUAGCCAAAACUAAACAGGAAGCCAGACAAAUCGCAGAAAAACUCAACACCAAAGAGCUAGUAUUAAAGGCCCAAGUAUUAGCAGGAGGCCGAGGCAAGGGUAGCUUUAAAAAUGGACUUAAGGGUGGAGUCAGAAUGGUGUACAGCCCUGAAGAAGCUGAAGAGAUCAGUGGUAAGAUGCUGGGACAGUAUUUAGUAACCAAACAAACUGGAGAAAAAGGUAGAAUAUGCAAUGCAGUCAUGGUAGCAGAGAGGAAGUUUCCAAGAAAAGAGUUUUAUUUUGCAGUCAUGAUGGAGCGUGCCUUUAAUGGUCCAGUUAUCAUAGCCUCUUCUCAAGGAGGUGUAAACAUCGAAGAAGUAGCCGCAGAAAACCCAGACGCUAUCCUCUACGAACCCAUUGACGUCGUGAAAGGCCUAACUAAAGAACAAGCCGAAAAAGUAGCAGUAAAAGUCGGCCUUGAAUCUCAGAAACAAAAAACUGCUGAUAUGCUUCUGAGAAUGUACGAUCUUUUUACCAAGAAAGAUGCACUUCUAAUCGAGAUCAAUCCAUAUGCCGAGGAUGCUGGUGAAAAAUAUUUCUCUCUGGACGCAAAAUUCCGAUUUGACGACAACGCCCAAUUCCGCCAAAAGGACCUAUUCGCCCUCCGCGAUUGGACCCAAGAAGACGAGAAGGAAGUAGCCGCUGCCAAGUUCGAUUUGAACUACAUCGCUUUGGACGGCAACAUUGGAUGCAUGGUCAACGGCGCGGGUCUCGCCAUGGCCACCAUGGACAUCAUUUCACUUCACGGCGGUUCCCCCGCCAACUUCUUGGACGUCGGAGGUGGCGCCACCGCUCAAGCUGUAAAGGAAGCUUUCAAAAUCAUCACGGCGGAUCCUAAAGUGCAUGCUAUACUCGUUAAUAUUUUUGGAGGUAUCAUGAGAUGUGACGUCAUAGCCGAAGGUAUCAUAGCCGCCGCCAAGGAAUUGAGCCUCAAAAUGCCCAUCAUCUGCCGACUUCAAGGAACCAACGUCGACGACGCUAAAGUAUUAAUAGCCGCCUCCGGGCUCAAAAUCCUUCCGGUCGACAACUUGGACGAAGCCGCCAGACUGGCGGUUAAACUGUCAAAUAUCGUUAGCUUGGCGAGGGAUGCCAAAUUGGACAUUAAUUUCGAAAUGCCCCUGUAAAUUCAUUUUAAAUCAAUUUUAUUUAUAUUAAUACCCCAGAAAGGGAUAUAUCGACAAAGGUUUUAGGUAUAUUUUGCCAAAAAGGCGACGUGAGCAUGAUGAU
Diabrotica balteata is the source of this 1533-nucleotide messenger RNA. The record is from the annotation of a GenBank genome assembly. Lineage: Eukaryota; Metazoa; Arthropoda; Insecta; Coleoptera; Chrysomelidae.